This is a messenger RNA of Ectocarpus sp. CCAP 1310/34, 5176 nucleotides long. The record is from the annotation of a GenBank genome assembly. NCBI's taxonomy places the organism in Eukaryota, Phaeophyceae, Ectocarpales, Ectocarpaceae.
AACCCGGGCCUCCAGUCAGGCGUGGUUGGUACGUUCCUAGAUGAGAAGCAAGAGGGCUAGUAUCGGAUGUGGGAUUAUCAUAUUCGCGGCAAGUGUUCUUCGUGAAGCUGGAGCGCAUGAACAAUGGCGGCGCCUGCAGCAGAGCUCGCUGUCGUCUUGUGGGGCGGACACCUCGGAGCCCAUUGUCGUAGCGGACGAAUCCUCUGGCCCGGACGAUGUCACAGCAGCGCUGCUGGAAGCAGGCGUCUGCGCGACGACCGCGGCCAACUCCAGCAGCGUAGUAGUCACCGUCCACUGGAACAGCAGCGGCAUUCAAACCUCAGAACCGUUCUUGGUUCCUGGGGGCGUCGAGCUUCGGGUUGCUGGCAACGGUUGGUACAACCAGAGCAGCGACAGCAGCGGCCAAGACCUCGACCUCGACGACGAGCUGGAGACCGCGAUCGCUAACACGGCCGCCGCCGCCGGAUGGGGAGACUCCGAGCCCUCGGUGAUCAGCAGCAGCGGCGGCGGCGGCGGCGGGCUGUUCGUCGUGCAGGCAGGAGGCGCGCUGCACCUGUCCGAUGUCGUCUUGUCGGGUGCCUGGGGCGGCGAGGACGGGGGCAGGGCCGUCAGCUUGGUCGGCGGGGAGGUCACCGGGACGGACGUGCGAUGGGAUUCGCUGUCGGUGGAGGGCGCCGGCGGCGCCAUCUACGCCCAGGACGGCGGGACCGUUACCCUCAAGGGCCUGCACCACUUCCACAACUGCUCUUCGGGAACGCUCGGGGGCGGGGCGGUGUUCCUGCAGGACGCCUACGGUCUGUUCGGCGAUGGAGCCCAGGUGUACUUCGAGGGCUGCAGGGCGCUUAACUCAUCGGAUGGGGUCGGCGGUGGCGUCGAGCUCUCCGCGUCGAACCUUACCAUCUCCAGCAACGGCAGGACUCGGUUCAGGGAGUGUAGCGCCGGGGACAAGGGGGGAGGCUUGUACAUGAAGAAAGACUCGGUUGUCGAUGUCGGCGACUCGGCCUCCUUGGAGUUCCAGGCGUGCGCCUCGGGCAGUUCGAGCGGGAAUAAGGGCGGAGGCGUUUGCGCCUACGACUCCGCCAUGUCGGUCGGCGCGGGGACGACCGUCACCUUUCGGGAAAACUCUUCCCCGAUAGAGGACGGGGGCGGGAUGUUCGCGAAGUCUACGACGUUGAGCGUGGACGGGGACGGGGCAGCCCUGGUCUUCACCGACAACUUUUCGGGGGAUAGCGGCGGGGGGCUCACUCUCCAGAUAGAUUUGGACGAGGACGUGAUUGACACCUGUCUCUCUCUGGCUGAGGGCGCCACGAUGGACUUCUCCGGCAACGCGGUCACGGAGUACGGGGGCGGGAUGUACGUCGUCGGGUGCAAAGCCUCCAUCGCCGGGAGCGUCUCCUUCCGAGGGAACCAUGGCAAGCGGGCGGGCGGCCUGUACAUCGAAGAGGGCGGGGUUUCCAUCUCUGGCAACGCCUCUUUCGUCGGCAACACGGCGGACCGGUGGGGCGGCGCGGUGUGCGUGAUCGACUCCCGGGAGGACGACGGCCUGGGCUUGCGGCUGACCGGAGGCGUCGAGUUCACCGACAACGCGGCCAGGCGGAGCGGCGGCGGCAUCUACGUGGUGAACGGCGACGUCGCCGUCGUCCGAGACGCAACCGCAGCCGCGGGGGGGGACGAGUUGCCCGGGGCAUCCUGGGUCGGUAACACGGCGGGGUACGACGGGGGCGUCAUCGCCGUCGACGGGGGCGGGGUGUGGCUGGAGGGAGGGCUGGCGAGCUCCAACAGCGCGUCGGAGCGCGGAGGCGUUCUGUUCGGCAUCGGCGAGAGCAACGUCUCGUGGAGCGGCGGCGGGGAGUCCUGGAACAACUCGGCGGCGUCCGGCGGGACCAUCUACGUCAGCAGCAGCGUCGCCAACCUCACGGACCUCCGCCUCGCGGGCGAUCACACCCCCUCAGGCGCGAACCUCUUCUUCGCCGGGGCGGACGCGCGGGCCGUCAACGUUACCGCGGUCGCGCCCGAGGAGCUCGAGGCGACCUUCGCGCUGCACGUGGACUCCGGCUCGGCGUUCCGGGCGUUCGCGUGCGUCUUCGAAGGCUGGGACGGGGACUCGCCGAGCGUCCUGAGCGAGGGGGAGAUGGUCUUGGACGUGUGCGACUUCAGCGGCAGCGGCACGCCGACCCUGGUCCGGGCGUCCCGGGCGGUGACGAUCAGGAACGCCGUCCUAGGGGACCAGAACUUUGGGCACGCGGGGUUCAACGCGUCGUCGCUGCUGGGGGUCGGCGCGCACGGCUGCUCCUCCCUGCCGGAGGAGCUCUCGUGCUCGGUGGCGGAGGAGUGCGUGGACGCGGAGAACGGGAUGGGGGUCCUGUGCCCGUCGUUCACAGAGGACGCCACCGGCGGAUUGGUCUCUCUCGCCGACGUCGAGGACGAGAACGACGGCGUGGGCUUUUCGACAGUGGAGCUCGUCUCCUCCAGCUCUGCCGGUUCGACAUCCUCCUCCUCCUUCUCCGCCUCCUCCUCCUCCUCCUCCCUCGCGACAGCGGAGGUCUACUACCCGGAUCUGGUAACCCACGAGCUCGUUUUGCGGUACUCCUCGUCGGAAGAAGAAGAGGCGGCGGCGGCGGCAGGGAGCCAGGUGGGCGUGCUGUGGAGGCUCCAGCGGACCGACGGCGACGGCGGCGCCCAAGCCGCCGACGACGAGACCGGAGCCUUCGAGGGCGCGGCGCCGGACUACUUCACCUGGACCGCGGUGCCCUGGUCCGGCUACCUUGUCCGGGGGCAGGAGGUCACCAUCCAGCUGGUGGGCACGCCGCCGCCGCCGCCGGACCCGUCCGCCGUGUUCGCCGUGUACAACGGGGAGGUGGCAGCCGAGUUCCGAGUAGUCACGCGGACGGCGGCGGCGGAUUCGGCGGCGGCCUCCGUCGCGGCCGGGGUGGAGCGGACUUUCUACUACUGCGCCGCGGGGUCGUACUGGGACGGGGAGACCUGCGUCACCUGCGCGCAGGCGAUGGCAACGAUGGCCGACGGGGAGGGCUCGCUCGAUUGCUCGGCCCCGGGCAUAACGCUGGACACGCUCCCCCUGGCGGAAGGCUACUGGAGGGGUGACAUCACCCAGACCUACAUCCGCAAGUGCUGGAACCCGAGCGCCUGCGCCGGGGGCACGGGCGUCAUCACUUCCUCCUCCUCGUCGUCCUCUUCUUCCUCUUCCUCUUCCUGGAACUCGGUUUUCACCGCAACAGUCACCACCACCGCUUCCAACACCACCGCCGAUGUCACCGCCACCGCCAGCAGCUUUGAGUACGAGGACACUCGCUACUGCAUAAAGGGACACAGGGGCGCCUACUGCGCCGUGUGCGCGGACGGGUACCGGAGGUUCUCGGGGGGGCAGCUGUGCGUCUCGUGCGGCGGGGUGUGGAGUUCUGGGGCGCGAGCGACCUUCUGGGUGCUGGGGGUGGUGUCCCUGGUGGUGGUGAUGGCCCUGGCGGUGUUUUUGAUUGGUGGCCUCACCGCCGUGUCGCGGGCAAGUGCCCUGCAGGGCAAGCUUUCGUCGUGCCUCCUUGGGCGUCGUUCGAAGACCGUGACGGCCUCUUCCAGCGGGUCUACCCUCGCGCCGUCGCGAGCGUCGAGGAGGGCCGCAGCGGGCACGGUCGGACUGUGUCUCCUCCGUGCGGUGCCCUUCCAGAAGCUCAAGAUUCUUGUCGUGGUCUGGCAAAUACUGACACAGUUUUCGCACCUGGCGGAGAUCCCGUAUCCCCCUUCCUACCAGCGAUUCCUCAACAUCUUGGACAUCUUCAACUUCGACAUCACGUGGCCCCUGACGGCGGCGUGCAUCGUGGACAACAUCACCUUCUACCACCGCCUGGUGUGGGUGACCCUCGGUCCCCUCGCACUCUUGACGUUCUUGUCCUUGACCUACGUCAUCGCCAUGCACGUGCACCGGCGGCGGAACUACUUCAGCAGCAGGGCUUCCGCGGAGGCUAGGCAGCGGGCCGUCGUCCGACAUGCGAGCGCUGCUCUGCUCAUCCUCUUCUUGGUGUUCAGCUCGGUGAGCACGACGGUGUUUUCUACAUUCUCGUGCGACUACGUGGAAGAUCUAGAUGUGUCGCUGCUUCGCGCGGACUACAGCAUUUCGUGCGACCACCCAGACCACACGUUCUACAAGGCGUACGCGGCGUUGAUGAUCCUCCUGUACCCCAUCGGGGUACCCAUGCUCUUCGCGGUGCUGCUGCUCAAGCGGAGAGACAAGCUCAACCCUCCGGUCAUGACUCUCGACCUUGCCCCGGAAACGGACCCUGUCCUCAAGGGGAGAGUCUCGUCGGACACGGCUAGGAUGGAAGACGAGGGCAGCGAACACCCAGGUGCCGCUGCGGCCACCCCUCGCGCGACCCCCACCGCGAGAGGGCACGAUAACGGGGNCCCUGACUCUCGACUUUGCCGCGGAAACGGGCCCUGUGCCGCUGCGGCCACCCCUCGCGCGACCCCCACCGCGAGAGGGUACGAUAACGGGGACAUUGAGCUCGCCGGCAUGAAGGAUACCUCGCGGGGGGCUAGGAGAGGCAGCGCUGUGAGCGCCGCGCCGGAACGGGACAGCCAGUACCACCGCAGGUUUAGCGGGGAGGGGGAGAGGAGGCUCCUGAGCACCGGCAGCAGCGGCGGAGCCCGAGGUCGUGGGAAUGCCCGGCGCUUGUGCGUUGUCGUCCCGGCGGCCGCAGAUGGCGGCGGCUUGGUACAAGACAGAGAAGAGGUGGGAGAGAUGGAGAUCANCUCGUGCGACCACCCAGACCACACGUUCUACCAGCGGAGAGACAAGCUCAACCCUCCGGUCAUGACUCUCGACCUUGCCCCGGAAACGGACCCUGUCCUCAAGGGGAGAGUCUCGUCGGACACGGCUAGGAUGGAAGACGAGGGCAGCGAACACCCAGGUGCCGCUGCGGCCACCCCUCGCGCGACCCCCACCGCGAGAGGGCACGAUAACGGGGACAUUGAGCUCGCCGGCAUGAAGGAUACCUCGCGGGCGGCUAGGAGAGGCAGCGCUGUGAGCGCCGCGUCGGAAGGGGACAGCCAGCACCGCAGGUUUAGCGGGAAGGGGGAGAGGAAGCUCCUGAGCACCGGCAGCAGCGGCGGAGCCCGAGGUCGUGGGAAUGCCCGGCGCUUGACAGAGAAGAGGUGGGAGAGAUGA